Molecule: messenger RNA, 972 nt
Organism: Lindgomyces ingoldianus
Lineage: Eukaryota; Fungi; Ascomycota; Dothideomycetes; Pleosporales; Lindgomycetaceae
Exons: 3
Coding region: 1-972 (323 amino acids)
Source: RefSeq, a predicted model, not a curated record
AUGGACUUCCUAAACGCCGAAUACGACGAAAUGGGCGAAAUCUACGAGUCUAUCAUCGAGGCCGUGAAAAAUGGCACCGCGACCGAUACGGAUAUCCAAGGGCUACCCGAGGAUCUGCGGCCGCCUAAUAUCUCCUCCUUAUCCUCUCCGGCUGCUUCCUGGUCUCUACCCCCCCCUAGCUCUCUAUCUCUGUCUUUAUCUGCCUUCCGGUCCCCAUCUCCCUCCCCGCCACCCUCUGGUCUAGAAGAUGCUGGCAUAGAGAUGGCGGAGGAUGUCUCUGAACCCUCAAGUCUAGAUCUAGCACGGGAUUUUUACGGCGUCCAAUGGGGUUGCGGUGGCUGUGAGCGCUAUUAUAACGGCAGGACACAUUGUGUGCUUUGUCACCGGCGAUGGGAAGAUUUGAGGAACAGGGAUGAGGGGUAUGGAUGGCGGCAUUUUAUUCUGUUUCGGGAUAAGAAAAGAGUAAAGAAUGGGGGUUUUAGGUAUGGGAGGUCCAGGUUAGAGAGGGAGAUGUUAGUACAGGAUGUUGAAUAUGAAGAAGCUGCUGCUGAGGAGGGAGGUCUUAAUGAGUGUGUUGUCGAGGAUGGUGAUGACGAAGAGGAGACGGGAGAUGGCAUGGACGGAGAAAGGAAGAGGAUGCGCCCGCAGAAAUUUCGCUUGCCCCGAUUGACGCGCGAGCCAAAUCUAGGUACUGUCAGAGGAACCUGGCUGAUACGGAUGGGUGGCAACGUCAGAAGUCGUGUUUCAAACAGGAGUCGGAGGAUGGCCUGCCCUACCUGCAGGCUUGAAUUCGAUACCGUUGAUCUGAGAUUGAAUUCGAUAUUGUGGCCUCCGGAUGACCGCCGAGGAGGGUUACGGUCUGUGGACCAAGAGGUGGCGGAGCUGCAGAGGAGGAAAUUGAUGGAUGGGCCCAAUGGGGGCGGGGAUCGAGAUACUACGGCAGCGGCUUCUAUCACCCAUGCUGCCAAAUAG